Molecule: messenger RNA, 327 nt
Organism: Sporothrix schenckii 1099-18
Lineage: Eukaryota; Fungi; Ascomycota; Sordariomycetes; Ophiostomatales; Ophiostomataceae
Exons: 1
Coding region: 1-327 (108 amino acids)
Source: RefSeq, a predicted model, not a curated record
AUGCGUCGUAGUGGUCUGGGCAAUCGAAGCACGCUCGGCGGCGUCGGCGAGGAUCAGAAGAUGAACAAGCAGACGGGAGGAAGCGUCGGAUGUCGUCAGAGUUCCGAUGUGAUGCGAUGGGAUGCAAUUUAUAAUGUCAGGUUGAGCAGAGGAGACAAGAGAGACCACAAACGAGGCACUUUGCCGACGACAUGGGUUGGCAAUGACUUGAUCGUGGAUGGGCACAAAGGCAAAGGCAAACGCGGCGAGGCGGCGAGAAUGGGAUUGGUUGGCGGUGGCGUCUUGCAUAGAGCGGCGCUAGAGUCCGUCUUCGCAUCCGCUGGAUGA